AUGAAUCGUUGGCUUGGCAAGGUAGCUCUGGUCACUGGUGCCAAUUCUGGUAUUGGCGCCGCGGUCUCCAAAGACCUCGUCAAAGCCGGCAUGAAAGUUGUUGGCGUGGAUCUUCAAACAGAAUUUAUGGAGAAAAAUGCGGAAAUGCUUGAUAAAACCAAAGGCGGUGAACUUCAUCCACGUCAAUGCAACGUCACCAUGGAACCGCAAGUUCUGGAUACUUUUGCAUGGAUUAAAAAAUCUUUUGGAGGAGUUGAUGUUUUAGUUAAUAAUGCAGGAAUUAUCAGAAUGAAUAUGCUGACGAAUCCAAAAAAUACUGAUGAUUUACGUGCUGUACUAGAUGUAAAUGUUCUUGGUUUAUGCUAUUUUACCAGAGAAGCUUUUAAUUCCAUGAAAGAACGCGAUGUUAGUGGUCAUAUCAUACAUAUAAACAGAGUUGGCUGGUACAGCAGUGUGGGUACUAUUGAUAAAUUAUUAGCACAGCAAUGUUUGACUGGACAUCAUGUUGGCGUGAACCCUGAAAUUCCACCUACACUUUGCAUGUAUCCAGCAUCUAAAUUUUGUGUAACCGCCCUGACCGAAACUCUUAGACAAGAAAUGGUAUAUUUGAAAAAUAAAACUAAAAUAACGAGUAUUAGUCCUGGAGUCGUCGACACUGGAAUAUUAAAGACUUUUGUGUCUGAAGAGUAUCGGGCCCAAUUUUUGGAGCAAAACCCACAUUUAUCACCAGAAGAUGUGUCUGAGGCGAUUUUGUUCUGUUUGGGAACAUCAGAGCACGUACAGAUUCACGAACUGACAAUUCGACCAGUGGGUGAAAAAUUCUAA
Messenger RNA from Ctenocephalides felis (cat flea), 825 nucleotides. RefSeq names its product farnesol dehydrogenase-like. NCBI's taxonomy places the organism in Eukaryota, Metazoa, Arthropoda, Insecta, Siphonaptera, Pulicidae. The record is from RefSeq and is a predicted model, not a curated record. Bases 1 to 825 code for a protein of 274 amino acids. The transcript is spliced from 7 exons.